Desarmillaria tabescens is the source of this 959-nucleotide messenger RNA. RefSeq names its product NAD(P)-binding protein. The record is from RefSeq and is a predicted model, not a curated record. Lineage: Eukaryota; Fungi; Basidiomycota; Agaricomycetes; Agaricales; Physalacriaceae. The transcript has 5 exons. Bases 205 to 909 code for a protein of 234 amino acids.
CUCUCUUUCGCAACCAAGCCAAUGCUUCUAGUACCUCUACACCCGAGCUUGCUCUCACUCAGAUGUCAGCCUGUUAUUCUAAAAAUAUAUAUCGACCUCUCAGCAUGGUGUCAGUUUCGGUCAUUGUCUCGCGGGAUGACUGAUCAUUAGAGAUCGCUUGCUGUUCUUCCUUCCCUCAGCUUUUCAUCAUCCUUCCUCUGAAACAUGUCAAGUAAACCCAUAGCUGUUAUCGCAGGUCUCGGUUCAGGGUCUGGUACAGGCGCGGCAGCAGCUCGUCUCUUUGCCAAAGAAGGCUAUGCUAUCGCCCUCAUAGCCCGUGGCGCCGACUCUCUCAAAGCCCUCUCUGACGAGAUCAGCAAUGCCGGUGGGACCGCCGCUUCAUUCCCCAUCGCCUCGUACAGCACGACUGAUAUCAACGCUGCCUUUUCCCAAAUCCACUCCCAUUACCAAGGCCAAGCCAUCCGCGUCGCGCUCUACAAUGCAGGACACGGCGUCUGGAAACCAUUCCUCGAUAUCACCCCCGAGGACCUCCAAGCCGUGACGCAAACCAAUAUCGAGGGUGCUUUCGCCUUCUCGAAGAAUGUCAUCCAAGCAUUUCAAGUGAACGAAGUCGACGAGAAGGGGAAGAGAGGCUCAUUGAUCUUCACGGGGGCCACGGCAAGCGUGAGAGGGAAUGUCACGACCAGCGCAUUCUCAGCGGGGAAACAUGCAUUGAGGGCAUUGUCGCAGAGUUUGGCGAAGGAGUUUGGAAAACAGAACAUCCAUGUAUCGCAUGCAAUCAUCGAUGGCGGCAUCUUGACGAAUCUGUCUCGGCAGCGUCGUAAUGACCAAGCAUGGGAGAAGAACGAAGACGUUAGGUUGUCGCCGGAUGGAAUUGCUGAGGUACGUUUAUAUUUUUGCUAUUAUUAAGGGUGGCUAAUGUUGAGCUAUCUCCCUAGUCAUACCUGCAUCUCAUCAAG